AUGUCCACCAACAAGAAACGGAACUCGGACGGCCCCGGCGCACCCGCUCUGAAACGACGAAAAGCAUCAACCAUCUCGACUGCCUCGGGCGCUGGAUUGGCACACCCGCUCAAACAGACCUCAUUCCCUCCCGACGACUCCUUCUUCGGCGUGCGAUCUCCCUCGGUCGAUAUCGACAACGCGAGCCUCGUUAGUGGCAGCCAGGUCAGCGCCGCCGCGCCCAUUAAGAAGAAGCGCGGCCGCAAGUCCAAGGCCGAGAAGGCCCGCGAGCAGACCCCGUCCGUCGCCGGCGGGCGUGCCGCCACCGCCGUUAGCGGUGUCAGUGGCGAGGGCGGUGGCCGCGGGGGGAAGAGCGUGGCUGGCGGAGCGGGCGGCGGCGAGGAGGGCGAGGGCGAUGACGAGGGCCCGACCGAGGUUGCCGCGACGGCCGACGUCCGCACCAAGGAGCAAAAGGAGGAGGAGCAUCGCAUGAGGGGCAUGCUCAUCAGUGCGCUGUCCGAAGACCAGUUCUACCGGUUUGAAAACUGGCGCGCCGCGAACCUUAGUAAGGCGUCGGUGAGGAGGCUUGUCAACGCGACCAUCUCCCAGUCCGUGGCCGAGAACGUCGUAAUAGGAAUGCGCGCCGUGGCCAAGGUCUUCAUCGGCGAUAUUAUCGAGAGCGCGCGCCGCGUGCAGGGGGAGUGGAUCGAGCGGCUGGACGAGAAACAAACCGACCUCCCGACACCACCCGCCACCGUCGCGCCAACGCCAAAUCCCGAAGGAGAAGUAGACACGGAACCGAGAGAGGCGAGAGAUCCGAGGGAGACGAGAAAUCAUGAAGUGGAAGACCGCCGGGGACCGCUGCGCCCAGAGCACCUCCGCGAGGCCGUGCGGCGAUAUAGGAGGGGCUUCGAGGGCGGCGGGGUUGGUAUGCAGCGGGUUUACCAUCAGCAGCAACAGGGCGGCGUGGAAAGGUUCCCAACGCGGACGGGAGGGCGCAGGAUAUUCCGUUAG
Chaetomium fimeti is the source of this 993-nucleotide messenger RNA. RefSeq names its product hTAFII28-like protein conserved region-domain-containing protein. NCBI's taxonomy places the organism in Eukaryota, Fungi, Ascomycota, Sordariomycetes, Sordariales, Chaetomiaceae. Gene Ontology annotation, biological process: RNA polymerase II preinitiation complex assembly; transcription initiation at RNA polymerase II promoter. Gene Ontology annotation, molecular function: protein heterodimerization activity; transcription coactivator activity. The record is from RefSeq and is a predicted model, not a curated record. Bases 1 to 993 code for a protein of 330 amino acids. Gene Ontology annotation, cellular component: transcription factor TFIID complex; nucleus. The transcript has 2 exons.